Messenger RNA from Saccharomyces eubayanus, 603 nucleotides. RefSeq names its product Keg1p (gene KEG1). The record is from RefSeq and is a predicted model, not a curated record. Lineage: Eukaryota; Fungi; Ascomycota; Saccharomycetes; Saccharomycetales; Saccharomycetaceae. The transcript has a single exon. Bases 1 to 603 code for a protein of 200 amino acids.
AUGGCAGGUAUUCGAUUGGUGCAUAAACUAUACCAAUAUUAUCAGUUAGCCACAAGUUUCCUAUAUGCAGCAUUAUUCACGCGGUGGCUGAUACUAAUGCCCUUGGUGGGAUCCCGGUUCUUACCUGGGGGGAUCCACGAAUUUUUGAUAUACUUGAUGCUUUGCUCGAGCAUCGUGGAAACACUUUGGCUGCUUAAAUUUUACGGGGUCAAGAAUGGCAUUUUAUCUAGGACCUUAUUAAAAGAUCUAAAUUUCAUCUACCUUGUAGUGGUAAUUCAUUUCCAUGACGAUUACGAACACGCAUUGAUCUUAAAGAAUUCAUCCUAUUCCAGCUUCAUCAUUUGUUUGUCGUUAUCGCAAGCAUACUGUCAUUGGUGCAAACUUUUCAAACGUAAGGGUGCCAAGGAAAGAACCUUGAUCUGGAAAGCCAACACCUUUAUCACGUUACCCAUUUUAUAUUUGAGUGAAUUUGCAUUAUUGCUAUUAAACAUUCAAGUCAAGAACUAUCAUUCUACUCCAACAUUAGACAUAAUUAAUAGGGUUGUUCUACUAGCAUACUUCCCUAUAUUGUUAUCAGCAUACAAAAUACUGUUAACAAAGUAA